AUGGCUGCUGUCUUAUUGUUCCACCUUUUAUUCGAGAAUGCGGAAGCGAAAUCAAUCGCCAUGGGAGUAACAGAGGGAGAUGCCGAAGCCGGGGAGGAAGUCAUAACUUGCAUUCAAACAAUUGCUGGCAACCUUAUUACAGGUAUAAAGCGUGGAGAUGACGAGAGGAUAUCCAUCGGUUACUUGAUGCUACUUUGUGGCUGGUUGUUUGAAGAGCCUGAUGCUGUGAAUGACUUUCUAGGCGAGGGGAGCAGCAUUCAAAGCUUGUUGCAGGAGACUAAACACAGGGGCGUUACAAAUGUGCUUGUGCCCGGACUCUCCACGAUCUUGCUGGGAAUCAUCUACGAAUUCUCCUCCAAGGACUCUCCUGUUCCUCGCAAAACACUACACAAACUCCUUCUUGAACAACUGGGAAGAGAGCAAUUCAUUGAUAGAAUUACUCGGUUAAGAGAGUCACCCUUGAUUCGAGAUUUCGAAGUCCUUCCGCAAACAAUCGGAGCAAACUACGAGGGCGGACUGCCCGAGAUCUUCUUUGACAGAGCAUUCGUCGAAUUUCUGAAAGAUAACUUUAGCCGUUUAACUCGGGCUAUCGAUCGUGAGCCUGAACUUGAAAUAUCUGUGAUCACUAACGGGGUUGAAAGAGGUGUUUCGCGCGAGUUGGUUGAUUCGCUGAAAGCCGACCUUGAAGAGAAGAAUCAAGCUGUGCAGAAGCUUGAAUCAGAACUGGUUUCUCUAAGACACAAACUCGAACAAGAGCAAGCCGAACAUCGAAAGUCGAGGGACUCGGGCGGGCUAGAGUUUACAAGACUACAGCAGAUGUACGACUCACUUCAAAAACGCCAUGAGCAAGAAUUGUUUGUGCUGGGUGAACAGAACAAGCAAGCGAGGAACGACCUGCUUAGGCAACAUGGAGAGCAGCUCCGAGCCAUCGAUGCGCAGCUGCGGGACACCUCUGCUGAAUAUGAGAGAAAGAGUCUGAAGUUCAAAGAGCGACACGAGGCCGAAGUGGCAGAUCUUCAGAAAAAGAUCCGUUCUUUAGAGUCGGAACUCGCUAGCGUCAAAGAGCAGUAUCACAACGAGGCUCGCGGUCUGACGACGAAUCUUGUAGCUUUGACGUCGGAAGCUGCCCAAGCGAAGGAAAACCAUGCCGCCGAAGUUCAGAAUCUCAACAAGACCAUCAGUGACUUGCAGUCACAGGCAGACAAGGUGGAACAGUACAUGUCCCAAGUGGAAGAGCUUACAUCGAAGAUGGAGACUCUGAGGUCAGAUGCGGACCAAGCAAGGCAACACCACACGGCUGAAGUCUCCGAUCUCAAUAAGACGAUUCAAGAGCUGCGGUCCGGUUUGAGCGCUGCUCAAGAACAGCAUAAGUCCGAGGUUGCCAAACUUGAAUCCGCCAACGAAACUGUCCACUCCGAACUCAAUACGAUAAAAGAACAGUCUACGCAGGAUAUUGAGGCUGUGAGAGAGGAUUACUCGUCAAAGUGUUCGGCUCUUGAAUCCAGAGCCGAACAAGCCGAGAAAGAGGUGGCAAGGCUUGAGGCCGAGACACGAAAGACCACUCAAGCCCUUGAGGAAGCACAAAGGGCUAUAGAGAAAGCUAAAGGAGAGGCAAAGGAGAAGGAGGAAGCCCGUCAGGCAGCACAGUCUGAGCUUGAGGAUCUCCUCAUUGUGUUUGGUGAUCUUGAGACUAAGCGGAAUGAGGACAAAAAACGCUUAAAGGACCUGGGUCAAGAAGUGUCUGAAGAUGAAGACGAGGAGGACGAGGAGGACGAGGAGGACUAG
Aspergillus calidoustus is the source of this 1785-nucleotide messenger RNA. Lineage: Eukaryota; Fungi; Ascomycota; Eurotiomycetes; Eurotiales; Aspergillaceae. The record is from the annotation of a GenBank genome assembly.